Molecule: messenger RNA, 1921 nt
Organism: Anneissia japonica
Lineage: Eukaryota; Metazoa; Echinodermata; Crinoidea; Comatulida; Comatulidae
Product: DNA primase small subunit-like
Exons: 12
Coding region: 97-1374 (425 amino acids)
Biological process (GO): DNA replication, synthesis of primer
Cellular component (GO): alpha DNA polymerase:primase complex
Source: RefSeq, a predicted model, not a curated record
GGCCAAUGAUUUUCGAGGAGUCGCACCAAAUGUAGAGGAAAACAAAAAUACGUGACCGAAAUACCUAUCCAUCUACCUACAGUGAAUGAUAUCAUAAUGCCAGGAGAACAGAACAAAGUAACACAGUAUUCUAGCGAUGAUUUACCAGAGCUAUUGUCUACGUACUAUAAAAGACUGUUUCCCUUUGGACCAUACUAUAGAUGGUUAAGCUACGGUUGUAUUCCAAAGACAUAUUUCCCUCAUCGUGAGUUCUCCUUUACAUUGAAAGAUGAUAUCUAUGUUCGCUACCAGUCAUUCAGCAAUCAGCAAGAAAUGGAGAAGGAAAUUCAGAGAUGUUGUCCAUACAAGAUAGAUAUAGGAGCUGUGUAUACCCACAGGCCUAAGGACCAUAAGACCGUGAAGGCUGCAGCAUUCCAAGCUCAAGAAAAGGAACUUGUUUUUGACAUUGAUAUGACAGACUAUGACGAUGUCAGGAAUUGUUGUCAGGGAGCAGAUAUCUGCCUCAAAUGCUGGCCUCUUAUGACCAUGGCUAUUAAAGUAGUCAACAGAGCUUUGCGCGAUGAUUUUGGCUUUGAACACAUUUUAUGGGUAUAUUCUGGUCGCCGUGGUGUUCAUUGUUGGGUUGCAGAUUCAUCGGCAAGGAAGCUAUCCCAGAAUGCAAGGACAGCUAUUGCUGAGUAUCUGAGUGUUGUCAAGGGAGGUGAAAACAAAACAAAGAAAGUCCACCUCAUAUCUGAUACUCUCCAUCCAUCUUUGAGUGAGGCCAGUAAAGUCAUCGACAAGUAUUUUCAUAAUUAUGCCAUAGAGAAUCAAGGAAUCGUUAAUGGAAAGGACAACCUCAAGAAAGUUCUACAGUUGAUACAAGAUGAAACUUUGAAGGUUAAAAUUGCCAAAGAAGUUUUACAAAUGACAGAUCCAACUGAAAUAUGGAAUAGAAUCGUUGAAAUGGUUGAGGAUGGCCUAGCAAAUUCCAGGGAUAAUAAACUGAAGCACUGUAUUCAGGAGAUCAAGAUGCAGUAUUGUUACCCCCGGUUGGAUGUCAACGUCAGUACUGGGGUAAACCAUCUCCUCAAGAGCCCAUUCUGUGUCCAUCCAAAAACUGGUCGAGUUUGUGUCCCAAUGAAUGUUGAUAAACUGGAUGAGUUCAAUCCAUUGACAGUACCUAUUAUCAGCGAAUUAAACGAUGAAAUAAACCAGAAAUUUAAAGAAAUGCAAAGUGCAGGUGAAGAUGCAACGAAACAAACAAAGGUGAAAGACUACAAAAUAACAAGUAUGGCCGACAGCGUUGAAGUUUUCGAGAAAUUUGUGAAAGGCCUUGAGGCAACAUGGCAAAGAAAGAAGAUCGAAGAAAGCGAUAAAACUGGGGAGUUUUAGGAUCAAAUAUUGGAUGUUGAAAUCAAAAUACAUCAAGAAAUGUUCUAUUAGAGAUUGGCAUCCUCAUUUAGAUAGCUGAAGAGUGACAUGACCAAAUUUGACAAACAUCUUAUUUCUGUUUUGUGUAUUUUAAAAAUAUUGGUAUUCUUUUCACUAAGACACUUAACACAUCAAUGCAAGUGGUAAUGUACUGCUUAUGUAAACAAAGUGACUUUUGAAAUGUCAAAUGUCAAUCAAUUGUAUAAAAGCCAUUGUGUUUAAUUGAUAACCUUUAAAGAACAGUCAUUUAGUUUAGAAAGUCAAUAAGCAGGUAUUGUUCCUAUAUCAUUAAUACUCAAACAUACCUUUCUAGUUGGAACUAACCUUGUUUCAUAGAAAAAAAUAUAUAUACUGUACUGUAGAUCACAAACACGAGAAUCAAAUUUUCAUGUUCUUUUUUUAAAUUUUAUUUUCUUUGUACAAUAUUUAAUGUCAUGUUUACAAGAUAUAUUAACCUAAAUCUCUCAAAAACCAAAAGCAAAUAAAGAUCACAAACAUAAGAAUCAAA